Messenger RNA from Linum trigynum, 791 nucleotides. The record is from the annotation of a GenBank genome assembly. NCBI's taxonomy places the organism in Eukaryota, Viridiplantae, Streptophyta, Magnoliopsida, Malpighiales, Linaceae.
AAAAAACAGACCCUCCCCCCAAUUUCCUGCGUCUCCCUCCUCUUCCCCUCUCACAUAUCUCUAACAAAAAAACCCUAGCCGUCAAGAGCUCCACCACCGACCUCCAUCAUCGUCAACCUCAAUCACCAUGCAGACCUCCAUCAUCGUUGUCGCGACCGCCUUCCUCCUCACGCCGACGUUGUCCCCGCCUUACCCGCUGCCCUCGUCGCCCCAGCCGCACUUGUCGCCGUCUUUACACCACUGUCGCCGCCUCUGCCUCCCCUGCCGCCGCGCCGCUGUCCUCCCCCCGCGCCCCGCCGCGCCGCUGUCCUCCCCGCGCCGCUGUCCUCCCCUGCCCCGCCGCCGCGAGGUCAAGACUCUUCCCUGCCUCCCUCUUUCCUCAUCCCUAUUUUCUUUACAGAUCUGAUAGUCUCUACUGGUACCAAUACCACUGGUAGCACUAUUAGUGCCAAUACCACUGGUAGCACUAUUGGUACCAAUACCACUGGUAGCGCUAUUGGUACGCUACCACUACUCACUGGUACCAAUACCAGUGACUCCCCUAUCAUCUGGUACCACUAUCAUCUGUUUUUUUUUUUUUGUGUUAUUCUCUACUGGUACCGCUACCAAUGCUAGUGGUAGCGCUACCAGUGCUAGUAGCGUUGUGUUAUUCUCUACUGGUAGCGUACCACUAGUACUGGUACAUUUUUUACUGGUACCGCUAGUACUGGUACAUUUUUUAACGUACUGGUAGCGUACCACUAGCACUGGUAUAUUAAUUACCAGUAGACUAAUAGAUUGGUACACUUUUU